ACGUGUGUGUUUAUUGCGACAGCGUGCAUGAAUGCCGGGGUUGUUUCCUUACAAACAGGAGGUCCGAGAUGCGUCUGCAUGCAGCCUCUCUCUGCGGGUCCCAUCUGACAGCGGAAGCCCUCUGAGACCAGGACUGGGCUGCUGUAGUCUUCCCAGCAUUCUCUUGGAUCAGAUCAUCCUGGCUUGGGAUUUCAUUGGUUUUGCUUGGUUCAGAUUGCCCUGGUGCGGUCAGGACUGUUUUAGCAUCGGUCUGGACCGAAUGUGGAUCAAUCCGGAUCGGUUUUGGGCUGGUUCCGAGACAUCAGGUCGAACCGAGGCCAAUCAAGACUGGUUUAGGUACAUGUGGGAACCAGUUUAAAUGUCUCUGCAUGAGUUUCUUCGGGAGGGCCAGGACGCCCCACAGCGGAUCCUGUCCCGACUGACCCAGCUCCUCUACAACCUAUCGGCUACGGUCUUACAGGGGGCCCCCUUCUCUCCUUUCACAACCUUCAGCCGCAAGAGCUCCUGGAGGGACUGGAACGAUGAGAUUAUGCAGCAUGAGAGCAGUCCUCUGUAUGCUGCAGACAUCAGCCCAGACCUCAGGAAACAAUUCGCCUUCCUGUCAGGUGGCCGAGGACAGAAUGGCAGCCCCAUCAUUAUAUUCCCAGAGUACCCGGCGUUUGGUGAGCUGGAGGAACAGGAGUUUCUCAACGUGCUGACGUACCUGACUAGCGUUCCCAGUCUCAGCUCAACGGGGGUCGGCUUCAUCCUGGUCAUUGACCGGCGGCAAGACAGAUGGGCAUCAGUGAAGGGGACGCUGCUGCGGAUCGCGGGCUCUUUCCCAGGCAACCUGCAGCUGGUGCUGGUACUGAGACCCACAGCACUCUUCCAGCGGACAAUCUCAGACAUCUUUUUUAAGUUAAACAAGGAUGAGUUUAAAAUGAAGGUGCCGGUGAUCAUGCUCAGCUCUGUGACUGAGCUCCACAGUUACAUCGACCGCACACAGCUCACUCAGGAACUGGGCGGCACACAGGAGUACUGCCACGAGAAAUGGAUUUCACACCGCACCGCCAUUGAAGGUUUUGCUCUGAUGGUGAAGAAAACAGCACAGACUCUCCAGUCUUUUGGGACUGAGCUGGCAGAGACAGAGCUGCCCAAUGACGUUGAGGCCACGUCCAACCUUCUAACCGUCCACACGGAUAAGAAGGACAAAAUGAAGGAGGACUUGAGGAUCGCUCUCUGUCAGGGAUCACAAAUUACAAAGAAAGUAGAUGAGUUGGGUGAAGUAUUCUUUCACUCAAGAAGUGUUUUCAUCUCUGUUUCUAGGUUGCUUGGUCAGUUAGAUGAGACUGAAACAGCAUUUGAUGAUUUUUGGGAUAAACAUCAAACCAAGCUUGAGCAAUGUCUACAACUGCGGCAUUUUGAGCAGAACUUCAGGGAGGUCAGAGCUCAUUUAGACAUGGUGUAUGACAGACUAUCAGGCUUCUCAGAGAUCGGAAUUAGCCCUGCCCAUGUUGAACAUAUCUUGAAAGAGCUGACCAAUCAUGAAGAGAGAGCAUGUGAGGUGUUGGACCGAGCGCUGACUCUAGCAUGUGAUGCUGACCAGCUGAUUGAAGCGUCUCAUUAUGCUGUGGACUCCAUCCUCCCCAAAUGCUCUGAGCUGCGGGCUGUGUGCGAGGAGAUCAGCAGCAUCCUCAAGGCCAAGAAAGCCUAUCUGCUCAAAGCCAUGGAGCUACACCAGUGUCUAGAGAAGGCCACUAAAUGGUGUGAUGAUGGGAUCUACCUGCUGGCAUCUCAACCUGUGGAUAAGUGUCAAUCACAGGAUGGGGCGGAGUCAGCGCUGCAGGAGAUUGAGCGUUUCCUGGAAACAGCCAAUCAGCACAAGCUAACAGAUUUGAGUGGAAUUUGGAGGGACUAUGAGUCGGUGCUCACACAAGACUUCAGGGAUCAGGUGGACAAAGUGUUUCAGAAGCAGCUGUCCAUGCAGGAAAUGUUUGAGAAGAGGAGGGUCAGUCUGAAGAAGUUAGCAGCCAAACAGACACGACCCGUGCAGCCCGUUGCCCCACGUCCUGAGGCCAUCAUCAAAUCACCCAUCUCUUCUCCAGCUCAUAGGGAGAAGACGAUAGAGGGUGAUAUCAUAAAUGGAAACUGCAGAAAAGGAGAGAUACACUUACAGAAUGAUGGCAGCAGACACCCGUCUGUCUCUGAUGAAGAGGAGAACUUUGCUGUGCUUAGACGGCAUGUGAUGAACGAGCUGUUGGAGACGGAGCGAGCGUAUGUGGAGGAGCUGCUGUGUGUGCUGGAGGGUUAUGGAGCAGAAAUGGACAAUCCUGCCAUGGCUCACCUCAUCCCCAAUACACUGCUUCACAAGAAGGACAUCCUCUUUGGGAAUAUGCCUGAGAUAUACCAGUUCCACAAGAAGACUUUUCUUCGUGAACUGGAAGCGUACACAGACUAUCCUGAGCUUGUGGGCCGGUGUUUCUUGGAGAGAAUGACGGAUCUGCAGAUCUAUGAGAAGUACUGUCAGAACAAGCCUCGCUCCGAGUCUCUAUGGAGACAGUGCUCUGACUGCGCUUUCUUCCAGGAGUGUCAAAAGAAACUGGAACAUAAGCUUGGUUUGGACUCGUACCUGCUCAAACCAGUGCAGAGAAUAACCAAAUACCAGCUCUUACUGAAGGAACUGCUGAAGUACAGUAAAGGCUGUGAGGGUGAGGAUGACCUGCAGGAGGCGCUCUCAUCUAUUCUGGGCAUCCUGAAAGCUGUGAAUGACUCCAUGCACCUUAUCGCCAUCACUGGAUAUGAAGGCAACCUCAGUGAUCUGGGACGUCUGAUGAUGCAGGGGUCGUUCAGCGUGUGGACGGAGCAUAAGAAGGGUCACGCGAAGGUGAAAGACCUGGCUCGCUUCAAGCCCAUGCAGAGACACCUGUUCCUGCAUGAGAAAGCUCUGCUCUUCUGUAAGAAACGAGAGGAGAACGGAGAGGGUUAUGAGAAAGCGCCUUCAUACAGCUUCAAACACUCACUCAGUAUGAGUGCUGUAGGUAUUACUGAAAAUGCAAAAGGAGACAACAAAAAGUUUGAGAUCUGGUGUAAUUCUCGAGAGGAGGUGUACAUUGUACAGGCGUCGACACCAGAGAUCAAAACAGCAUGGGUGAACGAGAUCCGGAAGGUUCUAACGGGGCAACUAAAGGCCUACAGAGAAGCACGGCAGCAGAAGAGCUCGGAUCAGAUCUCACAGUUAACUCCCACCAGCACCAGCCUAACCCUGAGCCCCUUCAAGACCAACCCAAAGACCCUCAAGAAAGGAGAAGAGAAGAAAACUGAACCCACAGCAGCAGAUCCCAGUACAGCUGUCUCACUUAAAAAUAACGACAAGGUCAAAGACGAGACUGUCACCAGUCCCAACACUGAGAGAGCUGCAGUGGCUAAAAAGCGUUUUACACUGCAGGGCUUCAGUAACCUCAAGAGUCAAAAAGGAUCAUCCCCCCCUAGUCCUGACCACAAAACUAAAAGACAUGAGAUUAAGAGUGAUCCUACACCGUUUGGCUUUAGAGGCUUCUCCAAGGCAUCGCUGUCUGUGGACGCGUCUGAGGAGAACGACGGUUACUCGAGUGCCGAGGAUCCCAUGAACUCUGAUCCUGAGGAUGAGGGAGGGAAAAAGCUGUCUCCAGGCAGGUACGUGGUAGUUGCUGACCAUGACAAAAACGGACCACAGGAGCUGACGGUUAAGAGCGGAGACUCAGUGCAGCUGGUGAGAGAGGGAGACGAUGGACGCUGGUUUGUACGUAAUCUGCGGACCAAUAAGGAGGGCUGGGUCCCUGCUGCAAACCUGCUCACUCUCAUCGGAGAAUCCAAAUCUUCUCAAUCCCUCUCCAGCUCAGAAGGCAGUGGGUCUGGAAACCUCAGCACAUCCUCCAGCUGCAGUGAAACCUACACAAGCUUCUCAGACAUCAAAGCCUGAAGCUGCUGCUCCACUGCCUUGUGGCAGCUCCUACACAGUGCGCUUUCUACUGAAGCUCCUCGAGUCUUUGUACUGUAUUUAACCUCGUCACCCGAGAAAGGAAUUGACCUCUGCGGUCAAUAUGCGCUAUUCAGGAUAUUUUAUAUAGAGCGUCACACUUUCGCAACCUUCUCUCCUUCAUAAGAGAGAGGAAAAAGGUCAUUCAGUGUCUGCUGUUCCCCGUGGAAAUUCUCCUUUACUUUGAAAGUAUCAGUGUGAUGCUGUUUGUUUCACGUCUGCAUGCAUUUCCUCAAAGAUUAAAAGAGAAAAGGGCUCUUGGUAGAGUCGGCAUUAACAUCAGAGCAGCCUGCGGUUUUAAAAGUCUUUAAAUAUACAUAAAAAGGACUCUCAUUGGAUUUUAAUGUAUGACCACAUGAGCUUCCACUGGUUUUAUUGAUCUUGCGCUGAGAAUAUCAGUGUCUUUUUGGAAUGUCUGACUUUGUUGGCGUCUAAAGCUUCUGUCUGAUUUGCUGUAGCAGCAAGACAAUGAAAUGAUGUUUUAUACAAUAAAGAUUAUUGAGGUUAUGCCUGCUGAAAAGUCCUGUUAUUCACUGUAUGUAUUAAUCUAAAACAGCUGUAUAGUUUAAAUUAUUUCCUGUAAAUUAUUUCCUGUAAAAGAAGAUUUGUACAGAUAACUUUUAUCUCAUGUUUUUCAUUAAAACAGUAUAUAUAUAUACAUAUUGUAUAUUAUGACCACUAUUGUUGUGUGUCAAUGAAAUGUAUUUCAUUGUAUUUUGUUGUAUUUGUCACUUUACUGUUCUGCACCAUUCAUGUACAAUUAUUGCAAUUGAAA
Messenger RNA from Sinocyclocheilus rhinocerous, 4769 nucleotides. Its product is annotated as guanine nucleotide exchange factor DBS-like. The record is from RefSeq and is a predicted model, not a curated record. Lineage: Eukaryota; Metazoa; Chordata; Actinopteri; Cypriniformes; Cyprinidae. The transcript is spliced from 31 exons. Gene Ontology annotation, biological process: positive regulation of Rho protein signal transduction; intracellular signal transduction. Gene Ontology annotation, molecular function: guanyl-nucleotide exchange factor activity; protein binding. The coding region runs from base 359 to 3937 and encodes 1192 amino acids. Gene Ontology annotation, cellular component: cytoplasm.